Messenger RNA from Pogona vitticeps (central bearded dragon), 4379 nucleotides. RefSeq names its product docking protein 7 (gene DOK7). The record is from RefSeq and is a predicted model, not a curated record. Lineage: Eukaryota; Metazoa; Chordata; Lepidosauria; Squamata; Agamidae. Gene Ontology annotation, molecular function: protein kinase binding. Gene Ontology annotation, biological process: neuromuscular junction development; positive regulation of protein tyrosine kinase activity.
CUCUCGCGCCCCAGCCCCGCCUUGCUCCGAGAGCAAGUGACCCAAUAAAGCUAUUUUGAAAGUGACCCCGCCGCAGCUCCAGUAAGCUAGCGGCGGCAGCAGCUGUCGGAAAUCAUGACUGAAGAUGACGGAUUCCGCCGUGGUGGUGGAGGGCCAGCUCAAGUGGAGAGAUGGAAAAAAGUGGAAGAAUAGAUGGGUGGUGCUGCGCAAACCUUCCCCGGUUGCGGAUUGCUUGCUCAUGCUGAUAUAUAAGGAAAAAUCUGAACGAAUGAAGGGUCUGAAAGAACGGACGAGUGUGACUUUGGAAGACAUUUGUGGCUUGGAACCUGGCCUCUUUUAUGAGGGUCUGAAUCACACACUUGCCAUCAUCUGUUUGACUCAAGUUGUUGUGCUGGGUUUUGACAACAAAGAAACCAUGCAUGCCUGGGAUGUACGAAUCCGCUACAGUUUAGGUGAAGUUCAUAGGUUUCAUGUUGUGGUUGCACCUGGAACUAAACUGGAAAGUGGACCAGCAACUCUCCAUUUCUGCAAUGAUAUUCUAGUACUGGUAAAAGACAACCCACCCUCUAUAAUGGGGCAAUGGAAACUCUCAGAUUUGCGACGUUAUGGAGCAGUUCCUAAUGGAUUUGUCUUUGAAGGAGGAACUCGAUGUGGCUUUUGGGCUGGUGUUUUUUUCCUCUCUUGCAUGGAAGGCGAGAAGAUCAGCUUUCUUUUUGAUUGCAUCGUUCAUGGCAUCUCUCCAACAAAAGGUCCCUUUGGCUUACGUCCAGUCCUACCAGAUCCUAAUGCAAAUCCCACAUGCAUGGAAGAGAGAGUGGCCCAUGAAGCUUUGCAGUUAGAGAAACGCCUAAGCCUCCUAUCCCAUACAAGUUUCCAUGGCAGAGGAGGUGAAGACAGAAGUUUAUCAAGUUCAUCUUCAGAUACAAGCCACUCUGAUGCUAGCAUUGGGAGCAGGUUGACUAUUUGGCCUGACCAGUCUUCUUCAACGAGUACUUCUCAAGAGAGCCAUGGACUGGCUGCUGCAAAAUGCAUUCACCUUGGGGAGGAAAAGGCCCAUUCAGAAGGCACUCGCAGCACCACCAAGCUACCCCCUAAGAAUCUUCGCUCUAGGCAACUACAGGAAAUAGGCCGCCAGAGUUCUUCUGACAGUGGAAUAGCUACAGGGAGCCAUUCUUCCUACUCUGGAAGUUUUUCCUCCUACACUGGGAGCCUGGAUAUUUGUCAUGGUGAUGAAUUUGGGUCACUGUUGAGCCUGCCACUGAACCUUCCUUCAGACCAGUGUGUGUGUACCUGCCCACCUGCAGAGCAUCAGAGGAGCCCUGGCCUGGAGUACCAGGUUCCCAGCUCUCUUAGACAUACCUAUGACACGCCCAGGAGUUUGUUGCAGCUAUCUGCUAAAAAUGUACAAAGUUCACAUACAGAUUCCUCACUGUCCAAGGACCAGGUACCUCAAGGGAUAGGUGACCAUAGCACAGUGUCACCACAUCUGGAACUUCAAGCUGCUUGGGAAUGUGGCCAAGAGAAGGGGAUGCAGGCAACCUUUCCCCUAGAAAAUACCAAAGACUCAUUCCUCAAAGAAAGCACAGAUCACAUUUCAAGGUGGCCACAUCUGAGGCUGCAAGGACAGGGAUUGGAUUCUAGAAAUACUGAGGUGACACUAAGUGGAAUCUCUAGCACCCCAUGUGAAAUAUGCAACUCUUCUCUAGGGACAAUGCGAGCUGUCUUUUCAUCUUGCCCAGUUUGUGGUGGGCUAAAGGAAACUUCAAUUUUAUCAUCUGGAACAUUGCAAAGUAGUCCAGGCCUUAAAGGAAGCUAUGAAUUGAUGAUGCCACCUACUGAAGCUGGCUCUCUACUUGAUUCUGAAGAUGUUGAUACUGGAGGUGACUCAGCAGAUCCACCUGUGUCUGAUCGAUUGCGCAGCGAGAUGGCGACCUAUGUUAAUAUUCCUACUGGUCCCACAUCAAAGAAACAGCUGCAUUACAUGGAGUUAGAACUCCAGGAAUCCAGUACAAAUAUAAGAGGAAGUGAAUCAACGAAAUAUGCACAGAUUGAUAUUACAGCCACAGAGACAGCCCAUAAAGUGGGGUCACAACAUGCACAGUUUAGAGAAGAUCGCCUUCAAGAGCUUGAACAAAAGAAGAAAAGCAACCAAGCAUGUUCCUCCUAGGAAAAAACUAAUUUGCUAACUAUAGUGAUAUUUGUAAAUGUUUUAUGAAUUCAUUAAUUUAACUAAAUACUACCAUUGUUUUCGAAUUCAUACCAGAUUCAUUCCACUUCAUUGAUUUUUAGUUGUACAACUGGUAGCAUGGUGUGUGGGUGUGUGUUUGUGUAUAUAUAUGUGCAAAAACGUUGGUUGUAAACAUGUCUGGUAAAUAACAUAUGUUGUAAUUUUUUAAAUGGCUUGCUUAAUCAUGUAUCUAAUACACAUGAUUUUAAUACAGGUAUUUAAUAUAAAGAAAAUUGAACAAGGAUGUAAAUGUAGCUAAGUAUUCACAAAGUCUUGGUUUAUACAGUGUGUUAUUGAUAAGUGGGGCUGACUCGAUGAUCCAUAGGGUUCUUUCCAGCUCUGCAGUUCAAAGCUUGUUCUUCUUCUUCUUGUUGUUAUAAAAUAAGUUGUUAAGAGUUAAGGUAGCUUUUCAUGCAAGUUUUCAAAAAGGCAUGUGAGUCGUAUAGUUUGUGGCUGGUGCUGUUAGAUGAAAAGUAAGUUAACUUCACAUUUUCAGCUGGCAUAUUUUGUUUCUCUGCAAUCCACUUUAUAAGUAGUGGGUGAACCUAGCAGUGCUAUUUCUUGCUGCAAAGCAAGAUCCACAGAAAUGUCUUUAAAUGGCAGAGGGCAUUUCUGGGCAAUUCUGUCUUUUUUGUGCCUUCUUGGUUCCCAGCCUUCGGUCCCCAGAUAUUCUUGGACUAAAAUUCCCAGAAGUUUUCAUCACUAGCUGUGCUGGCCAGGGUUUCUGAGAGUCGUAGUCCAAGAACAUCUGGGGACCCAAGGAUCCUCCAGGGAUCUUCAGUUAGAAGGGGGAAUCAGUAAAAAUGGUUCCCUCCUUUUCUGUUGCUGGAGUAUCCUAGAGGAUCCAAAGCCACUCCAUGCACCUUUGGAUUCCAUGCAGUAAAAUUAUAAUGAAAAAUAUUAUUUACAUGUUUUCACGUAACUGCUGCAGUUAAGGCACUGUCACUAGUGUACUUAAAGCAUACAUUUAAAUAUAUUUCACAACUGUAAACCUGUUGCUCUAAGCUUUUGUCUUAACUUUUGUUGUGGGCUUUGGUCAGCAGCAGUAGUGUAUGAGAUGCAGCACAUCUAACCCCAUAUCUGGUGCCUUAGUUCUAAGUGCUGUAAAUUAAACCAUUAUAGUAGUUUAUAGUAGCCCACUGCAGGACUCUCAUUUUGCAUAUCAGCAAAGCAACCCCAAGUAAAUUUAAAGUUGUGCUGUUAAUUUAUCGACCAGUGGUACCAAGCAUAAACCAAGCUGACAUCUGUAAUUUACACUCAGAGUUGCAUAAAUAAGUGAAAUCAGCUAAAAAAUGCAUUUCAUUUAACUUUAUGUGUAAUUACUUCACCACUUGGACCUUUAGGGGAAAGCAUGUAUGCCAAUCUUAUCUCUAGACAACAUAGAUAGUGUUACUAAUUUUCUAGGGUGUUUUCUAUUUUACACAAAUAUUUUUUCUACUAAAGCAACAUCCUUUAUUUUCUGUAUGCUUAGUGACUUUGAAUCCAGUAGCACCAUAUUGAAUAAAUGGAUGUGCAUUCCAUUUUCUCAUCUAUCAAAUCCAGUUUACACCUGACAUGUAUUCUUCCUGCAUGACAGCGGUUGGCGUCAAGUGGUCUUACAAUCCACACACCUAAGGACAUCCUAAGUUUUUAAAAUGCAGUUUCCCAUUAUGUCCAGGAACAGUUGUUUUCACCUCAGGGGUCCCCAAAGCCCACACUCCAAAAUAACGAAAAACCAAAGCCAGAGGUGCUUGUCUGAGCACUUUGGCUCUGAAUUUUUUUAAAUCAUAAUUCAAAACAACCAUUUCUAGGCCCAGUGGCGGGUGUAAAAAUGUGUCCUGCAAAGCCCCCUGAGAUUGCCACUUCUACCAUUUGAUGAUUACAGUAACAUUACCCUGUUAUGUACGUAGUUUUAACUUUGGUUCAGCAUCUUGGGAGAUAGCCAUACGUUUUUAUAGAAAGAUAAGGGGAAAAUUCUGUGUAUUUAAUAGUCCCUCUUGAAAAUAUGGACUUGCAUUUGUACUUUCAGCGUUUGCCUCUAAAAUGGUGGUUGAAAUAAAAAUUUAAAAUAAUUAUUACCUUUUAUUCCAUGAUGAUGAACACCUUUUUGUAAGAAUUUUAUAAUAUUGUUUAAAACAUUGAAUUUGAAAGCAGUAAAUUUUUUUGCAUCAGA